CGUACCACUUGGAUGUUUUCUGUCGACCCGGACACUGUAGCAGUAGCAUGGGUGGCGGGCUGAGCUGCUGCGAAGAGGAUGGAGCCCCCCAAGUAGUUGAAGUGGCCCAAGUUGGCUAUUCAACGGCUUCGCCGCAAUUGACGAGUCAAGAGGGUGCCAACAUGGACGAGCCUUCAAACCUACAUUCGGACGUCAAGCAGGGCCAGCAAAAACUGAUGCAGAUGCGUCAGUUCCAAGUGGAUGCAGAAGUGGUACGAGGACUACCCCUGCAGCGCAGCCUUCGAGGUUUCGGGCAAUUGUGGCGCCGUUCGCCACUUGAUUUGGACGUGGACAAGCGUGCACGCCUUUGGGAUUGGUCUCAGCAGGUCACUCAUUUCGAUGUGUUUCUGUCGCACACGUGGCAGACACCUGGCCAUUGGAAAGUUCUCUCGUUGCUGCUUCAAGCCGGCUGGAAAUACAUGUUGCUGAUGUGGGCAGCCAGUGCCUUUCUCAUUCGCAUUUUGGACCUAGUUUCCGUGUUACCCAUGCCAAGUGAUUGCCGAUUCCGAGCGGCAAAGUUUGAACAUGUUUGCUCGUAUUUUCCGUGGUGUUUGGCCGCCAGCUUGCCAGUGCAGCUAUUGGCCCUUCUGAUGACCCCUUACCUGCCUUACCUGCCCAAUAUCACCUACUCAAGCUGUUUCAAGCGAUGGACGUUGCAGAAGGAGGAAGAUAAGGGAGCGCACAAGAAUGGCACCGGUGAUGUUCAUGAAGGAGACGGGCAAAACGAUUCACGUCGCGCAGAGAAACAAAGCGAAGAGAUUGAGAUGUCUCUCGAUCGAAAGCCUUUUGCAAGCGAUGCGCAUGACAUCGUGAACGGGAGCUCGAAGAAGGAGAAACAGAUGCAGCAGAUUUGCUUUUUGGACGUGGCUUGCAUCCACCAGACAGACCAUGAGCUCAUGGAGCGCGGUGUCUAUGGCCUCGGCGCCUUUCUGAAGCGCUCCAAAGAGCUCCGCAUUCUGUGGAGCCCGCCUUAUCUCACCCGACUUUGGUGCAUUUUUGAACUGGCAGCCUUCCGCACUGCAAAUCCCAAUGGUACAAUCACGUUGGCGCCUUUGUUCAUGGAAUCAGCUGUCAUGGUUCUACUCCUCGGUUCUCAUGUUGCCGGGGCCGUUUUUGAGAUCAUUGGCACUCUGGGCGAAUGUACAAUCGCUAAUGGCCCAGUGGCACUGGAAUAUUUCGUCGGUUUGUUGCCGGCUGUGGUCAUGAUUCACAUGUUUCGCAGAAAAAUCAUGGAUAAACACCUGCUGCUCUCAGAUUUGGAACAUUUCGAUUUGAGCAACGCUCAUUGCCGAGACCCCCUUGAUCGAGAGUUCAUUUGCACGGCCAUUCGCGAGUGGUAUGGUAGCGAAGAUGCCUUCGUGCGCUACGUGCGCGGCCCGAUCAGGAAUGAAGUGUUGAAGGCUUCAGUCGCUGCGACACUGCCAUGGAAGUAUUUCUUACUGAUUAACACGGCCACGAUCUCGGCCUCGUUGGACAUGACUUGGUCUCUCUGGAGAUGUGGGGCUCCAGUGGAAGGCAUGUUAUCCUUCUUCCUGGGAAAGGUUUGUGGAACUCAAUGCUUCUGGUUUCUUACAUCUUUGAAAUCGGUUCUUUACCUUUGCGACGGCUUCGCAGUACCGCUUUGGCUCACAAAACGUGCAGGAUGUUGGGCUGAUUGGUUUCAAAGCCUUUGGAUAUUUGCGAUUUUCUAUGGGAUGUUUUUUGGAGGAACCUGGCUUGGGAGCGCCGCUUACCAAGACAGUCUGGGAUUGUCGUUGGCCUGGAUGACUUUCAGUUUGCUGGCGUUGCUCACAGUUUCCAACACGUGCCACGGCGCAACACGGGCACGCUGAGGCCAUUUCAGCACAGUGCAACAUGCGCAAUGGCCCCCAACCUGCUAGCGAUGGCCUCCAAUCUAAUAGCUUUUUGUUACAAAUAGCAAGAAUGCCCC
Messenger RNA from Durusdinium trenchii, 1969 nucleotides. The record is from the annotation of a GenBank genome assembly. NCBI's taxonomy places the organism in Eukaryota, Dinophyceae, Suessiales, Symbiodiniaceae.